AGGAGCGCUGCUCCCAGGGCAGCCCAGAGCUUUCCCAGAGCAAGCGUUUGGCGGCACCCCGGUCCCCAAAGUGAAGGAAAAAAUUCUGAAAUGCAGAAAGGCUUAUUUGCAGCCGCAAAUGGGAAUCUGGAAUAACUAUGAAAAACACACUGAAAUAAUUGUGUUUGACUGGAACAAAAUUCUUGCAAAGUCCCCAAGGAUGAGAUUCUGUGCCAAAUCAAUGCUUCUAUCUGACUGGCUUUUUCUGGUCUAUGUGUUAAUGGUCUGCUGUAAAUUGUUGUCCGCCUCUAGCCACCAUCCCCGGGGACAUACAGGCCAGCACCAAGUUAAGCAAGGGACAUGCGAAGUUGUGGCAGUGCAUCGUUGCUGCAAUAAGAACCGGAUUGAAGAACGAUCGCAAACAGUCAAGUGCUCCUGCUUCCCAGGGCAGGUGGCUGGUACAACAAGGGCUCAGCCCUCAUGUGUGGAAGCUUCUAUUGUUCUACAGAAGUGGUGGUGUCAUAUGAACCCCUGUUUGGAUGGAGAGGACUGUAAAGUACUACCAGACUAUUCAGGUUGGUCUUGCAGCAGUGGAAAUAAAGUCAAAACCACAAAGGCAAGUACAGAGAUCACCUAUUUAAAUAUAGGUGGCAGUCUGCUGGUGGCAUUUGCUUAUUGCAUUGCAUCUGCAGGUGUGACUACCAGUGCUGGACUCUUCAAUGUUCUGGAAAGUGGUGGUUAA
Messenger RNA from Cygnus atratus (black swan), 721 nucleotides. RefSeq names its product TAFA chemokine like family member 4 (gene TAFA4). NCBI's taxonomy places the organism in Eukaryota, Metazoa, Chordata, Aves, Anseriformes, Anatidae. The coding region runs from base 119 to 721 and encodes 200 amino acids. The record is from RefSeq and is a predicted model, not a curated record. The transcript has 5 exons. Gene Ontology annotation, molecular function: receptor ligand activity.